UCCCAGCUAUUAAAAAGCCACAUAGAGUCUUUUCAUACUGCCUGAGGAAUUAAUCCCUUAUUUAACGUUCAUAAUUGCUGGAUUGAUUUAACAGGACUGGAGCUAACAUUUGAUUGGAUUUGGCACCAUUGAUAGGCAACUGCCUGCUGCGUCCUCUGCUUCGAAGGCACCCUGGUCUUUGAGCCUCCAGCACCUUCUUCAGCAUGUCCAACCCAUCUAGGAGGCGUUUGAUGCUGGUGUUCUACUGGGUCAGGAAGAAGCCCCUGACAGAGAAGCCAUGCCCUACCAUCUCAGCCAAACCUUCUGCAUCUGCACCAGCUUGCAACACUCCUCACAUUUCACCCUACUUCACGAGGAGCAAGACACAACCUCCUCCGCUCAGGAGGUCCAGCAGGCGCAAGGUGCUUCGACUGCCGAAUCUCACCGACCCCAUGUUUUUAAGAUCUGCCAUUGGCAGCGUUGGCCGGAAGAGAGCCCGCAGACGUGGCAAGCAAAAGAAGACUCCAGCAGAAACAGGAAAAGGGGAAACAGGAGCCGCAGAGAAGGAGUUACCUCCUGAUUGCCCUUUAGAUAGAGAACAACUGGGGAGAAAUUCGUGGUCGUUUCUUCACACAAUGGCAGCGUUUUACCCGGAUCGGCCCACUAAAACUGAGCAGAAAGACAUGGUUCAGUUCAUCAACUUGUUUUCCAAGUUUUUCCCUUGUGACGAAUGUGCAGAGGACCUGAGAAGCAGAUUACGAAGAAACCAACCUGAUGCCAGCAACCGCCGUAAUUUGACGCAGUGGUUCUGCCGGCUUCACAACGAGGUCAAUAAGAAGCUGGGGAAGCCCGAAUUUGACUGUUCCCUUAUAGAUGAGCGCUGGCGAGAUGGCUGGAAGGACGGGUCCUGCGAUUAGAUAUCCUAGCAAAUACAAGAUUGGUUCGCUUUGAUUAAAAGAAGCUAGAAAGAACUAUGAAAUCAA
Messenger RNA from Podarcis raffonei (Aeolian wall lizard), 962 nucleotides. It is a transcript of the gene GFER, whose product is annotated as growth factor, augmenter of liver regeneration. Gene Ontology annotation, biological process: liver development. The record is from RefSeq and is a predicted model, not a curated record. The transcript is spliced from 3 exons. Gene Ontology annotation, molecular function: flavin-dependent sulfhydryl oxidase activity; flavin adenine dinucleotide binding. Gene Ontology annotation, cellular component: mitochondrion. Lineage: Eukaryota; Metazoa; Chordata; Lepidosauria; Squamata; Lacertidae. The coding region runs from base 204 to 896 and encodes 230 amino acids.